This is a messenger RNA of Jaminaea rosea, 4282 nucleotides long. RefSeq names its product DNA repair protein. The record is from RefSeq and is a predicted model, not a curated record. Bases 126 to 4181 code for a protein of 1351 amino acids. Gene Ontology annotation, cellular component: nucleus. Gene Ontology annotation, molecular function: damaged DNA binding; DNA-directed DNA polymerase activity; deoxycytidyl transferase activity. The transcript has a single exon. Gene Ontology annotation, biological process: error-free translesion synthesis; error-prone translesion synthesis. Lineage: Eukaryota; Fungi; Basidiomycota; Exobasidiomycetes; Microstromatales.
GUCCUCACCACGCCAUCCACCACCACCACCACCACGGUCUACUCUCUCUCCUUGCGACCUCCUCUCAAUUUUUGCCCCUCGCUGCUGUACACCAUGCUCCAUCCAACCCUCAUUCACCCACAGCAAUGAAGACAAGGGCUCGUCCCGACUCAUCUCCCCCAGCAGCGUCGUUCAGCCAAAAAUCGGGAACCUCGUCCUUCGGCGGCGAGGAUGCCGGCUUCCUCGAGGCGCUCGCCGCCAUACCGCUGACGCAGAGCGAUGGUAGCCAAAAGGCAGAAUCUGCUGACGCUUCGUCUCCUCGUCGAAAGAGGUUACGCUUCGCAUCGCCACCCUCGCCAUCAUCCUCAUCGCCGCCCAUUGAUGCUUCCCCGUCUGCCUCGCCCGAAAAGGCUGCGCAACCUGACUAUAUGCAGUCAACGACGUACGAUGCGCUGCGGUUUGGGGAUUUCAGCACUUACAUGCGCAACAAACGAGCCAAACUCAAAGUGCAAGAGGCUCAGCUCAAAGAGCAGGAAGACGCCUUGCGCGCAGCGGCGGCCAAGUACCGGGAUGGCAGCGACAACGCCCACCAAUCAUCUCCCCCACCCCCGCCCAUCUUCAAAGGCUGCACGAUCUACAUCACAGGUCAUACCGAGCCGCCGUACCAAGAGCUGCGCCGGCUCAUUGUACUGCAUGGCGGCAACUUCAUGGCGUAUCUCGAUCAGAAGAAGCCAGUCACGCACAUCGUUGCUUCAAACUUGACUCCAAAGAAGCGGGAGGAGUUCCGAGAGUACAAGGUCGUCAGGCCGGAGUGGGUCAUGGAGAGUAUACGAGCCGGGAGAAAGCUGGCUUGGCACAACUUCCGAGUUGAGGCAGACGCAGGUGGGGCGAUUGGCAGCGAAAGACUGCCCGUUGGGGUCGCCGCCAACGAGGGGAGACAAGAUGGCUUCCUUGCUGCGCCGGCCUCGAUCUCAGCGCCGAAGCAAUCCGGCUACCUCGCUGGGGCUACGCCAUGGGGUAGGGCUGUAGCGCAGAAGAAGUUGACUGGCUUUACAGUCGCAGAGAACAAGAAGGCAGCGCCAGCCCCAGCCCCAGCUCGCCCGCCAUCGCCACCUCGCCAGCCGACGCCCCCACGCUCGCCUUCACCCUCCCGCGAGCCAUCGUCUCCUCCUCCUCGGAUCUCUCCCAGUCGACCGGCCACACCCGAUACCUCGUCGCCCAUCACGGCCUCUCAGGAGGAAUGGCUAUCCACCCUCGAGACCCCUCCUCGUCCCAAGCCGGAAACGCCUCGCAAAGACUUCGAAGCCCUGGUUGGUACCGACCCAGUCUCCAAGUCUGCUGCCCUCGCGCAUCCUUACGCCAGCCGUUCAGCCAACACUACCGCAGCCCGCCUCAUGGCAUCCCCCUCAUGGCGGGAGCGCAACACCGCAACGAGCGAAUCCUUCCUCUCGGGCUACUUUGCCAAGUCGCGUCUACACUACCUCAGCACAUGGAAGGGUGAGCUCAAAGACCUCGUCAGUCAGGCGCUCAAGGACGCCGGUAGGGAGGACGACCAUCUGCAGCCUCUUCCAAAGGGAGCCUCCCGUGUCAUCAUGCACAUCGACUUUGAUUCCUUCUUUGUCAGCGUGGGGCUGCGACACCGGCCAGACCUCAAAGACAAGCCUGUGGUCGUGUGUCAUAGCGGGUCGCACGAGGGAACCUCGAGCACCUCGGAAAUUGCCUCGUGCAAUUACGUUGCACGCUCGUUUGGCGUGCACAAUGGCUGGUCGCUAGGGAGGGCACGCCAGCUCUGCCCACAUGUCCAGCCGAUACCGUACGAUUUUGAAGGAUACAAAGACGUGUCGAUUCAGUUCUACUCGCUGCUAUUGGCGUACGCAGAUGCAAUCGAGGCAGUCUCUGUCGACGAAGCGCUCGUCGACGUUUCGCGUCUUCUGCAGUCCAUGCGAAGCGGCGGUGCCACUCUCGAGGACGAUGAUGAACGCAAAGUGCUGCUCAAUGCCUAUCGCGGCCAUGUCAGCAGCCAGGGCGAACGCUGGACUGAGGAGAAGCAGCUGGCCGAAGCACUCCGCGAUGAGAUUCGACGCCGAACAGGCUGCGAAGCCAGCAUUGGCAUUGGAGCCAAUACGCUGCAGGCCCGUCUGGCCACUCGGCACGCUAAGCCCGGCGGAUCGUACCACCUCGAGCCUGCGGCGCUAGACGACUUCCUCUCCAACCUGGAUAUCGACGACCUACAAGGCGUGGGAUACUCGACGCGACACCGUUUCCAAGCCCUCUUUGGCACGGCUAACAUAGCAGAGCUAAAGCGGGCCGCCAGUGUGUCUCAAUUCAUGAGCGAGCUCGGUCCCAAGCUGGGAAGACAAGUCUGGGACAAGAUGCAUGGCAUCGAUCGCGCCGAGCUCGAAGGGACCAAGCAGCGACAAAGUGUGGGUGCGGCCGUCAACUAUGCCAUCCGCUUCAAGAGUCAAGAAGAGGCGGAGCGCUUCGUUCGCAACCUGUCAGAGGAGGUGGCGAACCGUCUCGCGGGCUACAAGCUGAAGGGCAAGCAGGCAAACGUCACCAUCAUGGUACGUGACCCUGCUGCCCCAGUGGAGGCUCCCAAGUUCCUCGGCCACGGGGUAUGCGAUGUGCACAAUCGUAGCUGCGCAUUGACGGGGCCUGGCGGCGGAGCCACAAACGAGCAAGAGCUCAUAUUCAAGGCUGCGUGGAAGCUGAUCAAGGGGCUGAACGCUGAUCCGAGAGAAUUGAGGGGGAUCGGGAUCAGCUGUACCAAAUUGGAGCCGACGGAGCCUGGCGUGAUCAAGGCGAAGCCGGGGCAGAGGUUGCUCAACUUUGCCAGCGCGCCGGUGACUCCGUCCAAGUUGCCGAGGAGGGUCGACGUGGACGAGGAUGACGAAAGUAAUGAGGAAGAAGAGCACUCUGCCCUGACGCCAGGUCCAUCUGCGCUGCGCUCUCAAAGGCAGCCAAGUCCACCAACCUCACCGACGAAGCCUCCCUUGGAACCGGCGAUGCCGAUGCCUUCGCUCGUCGACAGCCCAGCACGUCCAGUCGAAGCGCCACCGCAGCUGCCCCUCCCCACUCGCUCCCAGUCGUUGGAGCCUACGCCGCGCCCGCCAUUGCCACCGCCUCCGACCCGGGCACCUGCGCCACGGCAGGUAGCUCUCAACUUACACCGCCUACCUACGCCCUUCGAUCGAGCAGCGGCGACGAGACGUGGGGUAGGGCCAGGCAAGAACGCCCCCCCUGCUGGCCCUGCGCUCCCUCUGCCCACAAUGUCGCAGCUGGAUCCGUCCGUCCUCGGCGAGCUUCCCCCUUCCAUCCGAGAUGAGGUGCUUCGUGAAAGCCGCAGGAUGGCCACGACUCGAUCAGCAGCUGCAGCUGCAGCCACGGGCAUGAGUCGCUCCCUUUCGGCCUCCCCAUCUAAGCGUCAGCUUGCAGCGAUGAAAGGCGGCACAGGCACCUCACCUUCGAGCCAGCGCCUUCUUCAAUUCCCAGCAAUUGCUCGCAAUCCACCAGCCCCGCUGCGCCUUGAAAAGGACAAGCCCGCAUCCUCGACUCACUCAGAUCCGUCAACCAUCAGCGCCUCGCAAUUGCUCGCUCUUGGCAUCGACGCAGGUGUGUUCGCCGCCCUUCCCUCCAGUGUGCAGCGCGAGACGCUGCUGGCGCACAGUCGUGAGGCGAGGGGUAAAGAUGCACGCUCGGUCGCUGGGAAGAGGCAUCAAGAGAUGAGUCUUGCCGACGAGCGUCGCCUUGAUGCGGAGAAGGCGCGGGGGGCUCUAGAUGUAGACGAUGAGAGGACGUAUCUCACUGCGAUGCCCGUCGCAGGGCGAGAGGAGGCUAAAGCUACCGAGGAAGGCGAACAAGCUCUGCCUUCCAUCUUGCGCCGCUGGUCGUUCGAGGACGUUCAUUCCCUCCUCACUUCGUGGGUGCAACGCUACGCGACCAGAGCACCUAGACCGAAUGAUGUGAAUAGAUUCACGCGCUUCCUCGUUGGCAGCAUAAGUGCCGAUGGUAUACCCGGUAGUCGCAUGUGCGAUUUGGAAAAGGUGCAAAGCCUGCUACGAGGUUGGGAAGAGACGGUCGACACCGAGGUGGACAAGACCGUGGAGGCUGCCGUGCAAGGGUGGAAGGAGGCGUUGCACGGCGUCAGGACGGAGGUGAAUGCUGCGACACGGGCGCGCUUCGGUGGCCGGCUAAAGCUGUGAAGCGCGGAUGAAUGGCUCUCUCUGUAUUUUUUGUCCUUUACUUCCCGCUUUUGUGUAGAGAUGCUCGAAAUGCUCGAAAUGCUCGAUGCUCGAUUGAGUGC